Mobula hypostoma (lesser devil ray) is the source of this 7526-nucleotide messenger RNA. RefSeq names its product neuroligin-1-like. The record is from RefSeq and is a predicted model, not a curated record. Lineage: Eukaryota; Metazoa; Chordata; Chondrichthyes; Myliobatiformes; Myliobatidae. The transcript has 4 exons. Gene Ontology annotation, molecular function: neurexin family protein binding; signaling receptor activity. Gene Ontology annotation, biological process: presynaptic membrane assembly; synaptic vesicle endocytosis; neuron cell-cell adhesion. Gene Ontology annotation, cellular component: synapse; cell surface; plasma membrane. The coding region runs from base 1 to 1971 and encodes 656 amino acids.
AUGAUAUCCAGGGUCAUUGGAGCCAGAAUUGGCAAUGAUGAUAUCCAUGGUCUUCAGCUGCCCGGGGUUAUUGGAGCCAGAUUUGGUGAUAGUGGUAUCCACGGCUUGGAGCCACCCAGGCUAUUUGGAGCCAGAGCUGGUGAUGAUGGAUUUUUAAGUACUGGGGACCAAGCCGCUAAAGGAAAUUAUGGGCUUCUUGAUCAAAUACAAGCAUUACGAUGGAUUAGUGAAAAUAUAGCUUUCUUCAGCGGCGAUCCAUUAAGAAUAACUGUUUUUGGAUCUGGCGCUGGUGCUUCUUGCGUCAAUUUGUUGACUUUAUCCCAUUAUUCUGAAGGUAACCGUUGGAGCAAUUCAACCAAAGGCCUUUUUCAGAGAGCAAUAGCACAAAGUGGUACUGCUUUGUCCAGCUGGGCAGUCAGCUAUCAGCCAGCAAAGUUCGCAAGGCAGUUGGCCACAAAGGUUGGCUGCAACAUGAUAGAUACCAUUGGCUUGAUUGAAUGUUUACGUUCUAAACAGUACAAGGAACUGGUUGAACAAGACAUACAGCCUGCAAGAUACCAUAUUGCCUUUGGACCAGUCAUUGAUGGAGAUGUUAUACCAGAUGACCCUCAGAUCCUAAUGGAACAGGGUGAAUUCCUUAACUAUGACAUCAUGCUGGGAGUAAAUCAAGGUGAGGGAUAUAAAUUUGUUGAAAACAUAGUGGACAACGAGGAUGGUGUUUCAGCCAGUGAUUUCGACUUUGCUGUGUCUAAUUUUGUGGAUAACUUGUAUGGUUACCCAGAAGGCAAGGAUGUCCUAAGGGAGACCAUCAAAUUCAUGUACACAGAUUGGGCGGACCGACACAAUCCAGAAACACGCAGGAAGACAUUGUUGGCUUUGUUUACUGACCACCAGUGGGUGGCACCAGCAGUGGCUACAGCUGAUCUACAUUCAGGGUUUGGUUCACCUACUUUCUUCUAUGCCUUUUACCAUCACUGCCAGAGUGACAUGAUGCCAGCUUGGGCUGAUGCCUCUCAUGGAGAUGAAAUUCCUUAUGUGUUUGGGGUUCCAAUGAUUGGUGCUACUGAACUUUUCCCAUGUAAUUUCUCCAAAAAUGAUGUCAUGCUAAGUGCUGUUGUGAUGACCUACUGGACCAACUUUGCAAAAACAGGUGACCCAAAUCAACCAGUUCCUCAGGAUACUAAAUUUAUCCACACCAAGCCAAACCGUUUCGAAGAAGUUGCCUGGUCAAGGUAUUCCCAGAAAGAUCAACUCUACCUGCACAUUGGAUUGAAACCACGUGUUAAGGAGCACUAUAGAGCUAAUAAAGUCAACUUAUGGUUGGAGCUGGUUCCUCAUUUACAUAGCUUGAAUGACAUUUCCCAGUAUACUUCUACAACAACAAAGGUCCCAUCAGAGAUUACAAUCAGACCAUCAAAGAAGUGGUCUGUUACCACUAAACGUCCUGUGACAUCAGUCUUUCCUACUGUCAAACAGGAUGACCAGAAGCAUUCAGCUGGUCCUUUCUUGGUUGAUCAAAGGGACUAUUCAACAGAGUUAAGUGUUACUAUUGCUGUUGGAGCUUCCUUAUUGUUUUUAAAUAUCCUUGCCUUUGCAGCAUUGUAUUAUAAGAAAGACAAAAGGAGGCAUGAUGUUCAUAGAAGAUGCAGCCCUCAACGUAACACCACUAAUGACCUAACCCAUGCACAAGAAGAAGAAAUUAUGUCCCUGCAGAUGAAGCACACAGAUCACGAAUGCGAUUCCAUCCAUCCACAUGAGGUUGUUCUGCGGACAGCCUGUCCUCCGGAUUAUACGUUAGCAAUGAGGCGAUCUCCAGAUGAUAUACCUUUAAUGACAUCGAAGACCAUUACAAUGAUUCCAAGUAACUUCCCAGGAAUGCAGCCUCUCCACACGUUCAACACAUUUACUGGGGGACAAAACAACACCCUUCCGCAUCCUCAUCCCCAUUCACAUUCAACAACUAGGGUAUAGCCAAACAAGGAUUUGAAGAAAAAUGAGCGGUCAAAAAAGUGUGAGAUUGCAAGUGAAGAUCAUAUUUGAAUUGGUGUUCAUGGAGCAUGACCAUUUCUAAAUUAAAAGAGGAAACAAUGUGGGGUAAUCAUCUCCAGUACAGUUGGAAAUAUUCCUUAAAGGCAAGUAAGUUUUGAACCCAUCUGAUCAAUUUUAAAAAUUCUCAUAGAUGGCAAUAUUUUGAAGUUCUCUUGGGAAAGGAGAAAUACUUUUCUCUGAAGACUUUGAACUAUGAGUUCUGCUUUGGUGCCAAAAGUAAUGUUGUCCAGUUAGGCAUGUGUGGCACUAUUGAGGAAGGAUUUCAAACACUAACAUAGAAGACUGCGCAAAUGCACAAGGAGUAAAUUCCUAGAAUGAAACAAAUUCUGUCUAUUUUCUUUUUGGAACAGUGCCAUUCUUCAAGUUUGCAUAUGAAGUAUACAUUAAGUACAUGCUAUUAAGUUUUGUGUGGAGUAUUCAUGCACAAGGAUAUGACUGCUUUCUUUCAAUAAGACAGAAGAAUAAACCAAUUACUGCCAUGAACAGCUUUUUGCAAAGUGCUUUCAACACAAUUUCGGCCUACAUGCGACAGGACAUUUUUAGCACGAAACGCAUGAUUAUUUAUCUGCUUGGUGACUGUGCUGCUCAGUAAGCUGUGAAAAGACCAUACUUUGCUUCCCCAUUCAGAUUAGUAUUAAAAAAGCUUCCUUCAUCAAAUGACAAAUUGCAGAAGAGGUUGAUGCAAAUCCAAUCAAUAAGUUCUUGGUAGUUUCAAUAAAACAGAUCAAAGAAAGUAGUUUUGUACAAAAUGUGCUAGAAUAAUUGUUGAAGUAAACACAGUUAUACAUUCUAGAAAAGGGAAUUUUCAGUGUUGUAAUUCUUCUUCAUCAGAUUCUGUCCCUUUUCUAAUGUUAUUUAGUGCAAGAUUAACAAACAGAUCUGCAGUAAGGGGAGUCUUAUUUCUUAUCAUUCACUAGUAUCCUUGAUUAUGUUUAUUCAGAAAAGAUGUGCUAUUGAGAAAUGAGACCCUAUGCCAAAAUAAAUAGUUUAAGUAAAGACAGUCUCAAAGUUAAUUUUAUUAGUACAGUAUAUAGGUUGAUCAGGUUUUCUCGGAAUGCAAAUACAAUGGGAAGGAUAUUAUGUUCCAUUGCAAUCCAGGAUAGCGAUGUUAUUCAAUUAUUCUGCAAUAACAUUAGCAUAAAAUAUAUGGAAAAAUAACAGAAUAUUAUAUAAGAUUCUUUUUUCAAUUAGUUAUUUCAAUUGAAAGUUUACAGCCUGUUCAAUAUAAUGUUACCAUGUAGCAUUGAUUGGAUAUGACACCACUGUCACUUUUAGGAGAAUAUCAAAAUUGCCAGAAGGACUUUAGCCAAUUAUUUUAAUGAAUGACUUGCAGCAUUUGAUUUUGUUAAGCAUGCCUAAAAGCACUUAUUAUUUCACUAAAAGUAUGUUAAAGUAAAAUUCAUUUUUUACACCUUUCUACAAUAUUAGAGCCAUAGAGUCAUUCACCUGCAGCUGAACCAUAGACCUCCAUACCCCUCGCAUCCAUGUACUGAUCUAAACUUUUCUUAAAUGUUGAAAUCGAGCCUGCAUCCACCACUUCCGCUAGCAGCUAGUUCCACACUCUCACCACCCCGUGAAUGAAGACCCUCCACCUCAUGUUCCCCUUAAACAUUUCACCUUUUGCCUUAACCAAUGACCUCUAGUUCUAGACUCACACAAUCUCAGCUGAAAAAGCCUACUUACAUUUACUCUAACUAUACCCCUUAUAAUGUUAUAUACCUCAGUUAAAUCUCCCCUUAUUCUCCCAUGCUCCAGGGAAUGAAGUCCUAACCUAUUAAACAUUUCCCUAUAACUCAGCUCCUCAAUUCCUCCAAACAUCCUUGUAAAUCUUCUCUGUACUCUUUCAAUCUUACUGAUACCUUUCUUGUAGGUAGGUGACCAGAAAUGCACAAAAUGCUCCAAAUUAGACCACACCAAUGUCUAAUACAACUUUGAUAUAACAUCCCAGCUCCUGUUCUCAGUAUUUUGAUUCAUGGAGGCCAAUGUGCCAAAACCUCCCUUUAUGACCCUGUCAACCUGUGACACCACUUUCAAGGAAUAUGGAUCUGUAUUCCCAAAUCCCUUUGUUCUACCAUACUUCUCAGUGCCCUGUCCUUCUCUGUUUCAAAAUCAGAUUUAAUAUCACUGGCAUAUUGUGGAAUUUGUUGUUUUGUGGCAGCAGAACACAUAAUACUAAGCUUUAUGUGUUGGGAUAAGAAGUAUAUAUAAAAAUAAAUUAAAUAGGUAGUGCAAAAAGAUGGAAAAAUACUGAGAUAGUGUUCAUGGGUUCAGUGUCCACUCAGAACUCUGAUGGUAGAGGGAAAGAAGCUGUUCUUGAAACAUUGAGUGAGUGCCUUCAGGCACCUGCACCCUCCCCCCACCCGAUGGCAGCAGUGAGAAUUGAGAAUAGGGUAUAUCAUAGGUGAUGGGGUCCAUAACGGUGGAUGCCACCUUUUUGAGGAAUCGCUUUCUGAAGCAGCCCUGGAUGCUAGGGAGGCAAGUGCUCAAGUGAUCUUGUACGGUGGCCCUCCAUACCAGACAUGAUGAAACCAGUUAGAAUGCUCUCCAUGGUACAUCUGUAAAAGUUAGUGAGUUUACUAAGUUCUGCACUGGUUUGUUUUCCCAACAUACAACACCUCACACCUGCCUGCAUUAAAUUCCAUCUGCCAUUUUUCAGCCCAUUUUUCCAGCUGGUCCAGAUCCAACAGCAAGCUUUGAUCGCCUUCCUCGCUGCCCACUACAACCCCAAUUUUAGUACCCUUUGAGGGGGAACUUCGUCACUCAGAGAGUGGUGAGAGGUGGAAUGAGCUGCCAGCGGGAGUAUUGGAUGCAGGUUUGAUUACAACAUUUAAGAGAAGUUUGGAUAAGUAUAGUACAUGGAUGGGAGGGGUAUGGAGUGUUAUGAUCCAGAUGCAGGUCGAUGGGACUAUCCAGAACAAUAGAUCAGCACAGAGAAGGUGAGUCGAAGGGCCUGUUUCAGUGCUGUAGUUCUCUAUGACUUUAUGACUAAUAUUUUAGAAAGGGGCAAUUAAUUGUGGGUUUCUUUAUAUUACGGUCAUUGAAUUACUCCUGAACAUCUGCUCCACAUAUAUAAUCAGUACGUAACUGAUUUCGUAUGGUUCACCAUAAAUCAUACAAACCUAAAUGAAAUCAAUUAAAAUAAAUAACUUAGUGCUGCACACAUAUUUGCUCUUUGUUAAACUAUUGUCUAAUAAACACAAGUAUCAAAUACUUGUUUGGAAUUAAUUUACUGAAGAAAGCUUCUGAUUAAUAUAUUGAAAAUAAAUGUGUAAUUGAAAGAAAUUUCUCCAAAUAGAUUUGGAAUUUGUGAGGUAAUUUUUAAUGUGAAUGGAUAAUACUCACUAAUUACUUGAUACAAUGUUAAAAUCUCGAUUUUUUUUUUAGUUUUAUUGUUUCCCUAGAUUCUAAACAAUUAAUUAAUUCACAGAUAAAGGACUGAAAAGUGUAAUUAAUUUCAUUAAGUGAUUUUAUUUUAGAAGGAUGUCACUAGACCUUUUUUUUUUGCCUAGGCUUGCUUUUGGUAACAACAUGCUCGGUUGAUUUGAAGUAAAUUUAAGAUUAGGGAACAGAAAAAUUUUUUAUUGUACUGUGCUUUCUGUAAAUUAUUUACCUUAUAAUCGCUGUAAUUUUAUUGCGCAUUGCUUUUAUCGUGUUGAAUAUCAAAACGCAGUACAAUUACUGCUUGCUUAAAGACAUUAGAACUGUAAUCACCUGUAAAAAAGUUUUCUUUACAUUUUAUUUACAAAGAAAAUUUCAGUUCUGUUUCUUCUCAAGGAACCUCAACAUGAGAAAUCUACAUAUUUUGUAAAUAUUUCAAAAUGCGCAAAUCCUUUCACAUUCAGUAUGGACAUGCUAUGUAUGAAAUCAGACAAUGAUGUAAGAUUCUUGGAAGAAUGAUUGGAAUGGGAAUGAACACUUACAAACUUUGAAAUAUUUUAUUCCAAUUUUAUAACUUAAUAAUUUUAUUAAUUUGGAUUUUUCAUUAAAUUACAAGUUAUUAUCAUGAACGUAAACUGAAUUUACGAUGUAUCGCAGCUUUAAUUGUUGUAAGAAAGCAGAUCAUGAGAUUUAUUUCGUGUAUUUUACAUGAAUAUUGUGACACAACUGGGGAAAUUAAAAUAAUAGGCUGUCAAAAGUGCCCUGAUACUUUGUUGCUUGUAAACUGUUUCUCCUGUGCUGUUUGAGGUAAUUUAUCCUUUUCAUUUUCCAGUGAUAAUUUGUAUUUGAGUAUUGCUACUUAAUAUAAGCAGCAUUAGAUAGUUUGACCGAAUGGUUCUUCUUGUGGAACAUUUGCCAAAAAACAUUUGAGUAUUGAAGUGCACAAAGAUUAUUUGUUCAGGAUCCUUUCACAUCCAGAAUUCACAGCCAGUAUGUCUUUAUACGUUUUUGUCAUCAAAUAUUUCCCUGCCAUUUGUCGCAAGCAAAUAGAAUUAUUUCUUUUACUUACAAAGGCUUAAUAGCCUCAAAUGACUGUAAAAUUGUUUCUGAACAAUGACUUAAGAAUUUCUUAAUAUCAUUAAUAAAUAUCAUAUUUUUUAACUUCUCCAGGCUGUUCCUCAUUGUUCACCAGUCUCUUGCUACUCUGUGACGGAGUCCCUUUUAGAUUUUUUUUAGUCAGACUAAAUUCUUUCCCAGAAUUUUAAGCAAGUUUUACUUUAGCUUCAGAAGAUGUUUAUUUUCUACUUAAUAUGCAAUAAAUCUUUCUAAUAUUCUGUCUCCAUUGAAAUGGCAAUUCCCACUGAAGUAUUGAGCAAUGUACAGUAUAUCCCCACAACCUUCUGGCAUUUUGCAUCAGAUGGUGAUUAGUCAUCUGCACAUCUGUGUAGCAAAUAUCAGCAGCCUAUCUGAUUAUGGAAUCGAUCAGAGCUAACCCAAAUCUUCUUCUCAACUCAAACAAAAAUGUAAAUACAAGGAAAAUAUGGCAAUAGCAGCCACUGAUUAUUAGGAACAUGAACCCUAAUGAAGUUUGCAGCACUCCUAGCUCGAUCUCUCUCUCUCUCUCUCUCUCUCCUUUCAAACAAAUUGGUCCCAGCCCACACCACUGACCGGCAGUGUUAUUCCAAGGGAUUCAGGGAGUUCUCUGUGGAUAGAUCUUGGGAGAAAUUUUAAAUAUUACAUUGAGGCAGCAAGGGAAUGAUCUUCUGACAUGUGAUUAAAAUGCAUCGUUGCAACAAUAUUAUGAGUAUUCUAAGUUCCAGGCUGGCAAUUUGUUCUAUACUCUCACUUGAUUUCCUUUUCCAUGGAAGCCAGAGGAAAUUCUUCAUGUUGUACUUCUGACCUGAAGUGCAUGUUGACCGAAUUCAAACAGGAGAUAAAAAAAAUGCACAAAUUUCCAGUCCCAUAUUGAACAACUUUCCACUAUAAGAGCACAUUAGAAACCUAAAACUUUUUAUGAACAGAUGUUAUUGUGUAUCCAGUGGUCCUAUAAGUUGAUGUCUUUGCUAAUGCUGCCAAGCCUGAUAAACAGUGCAGUUUAA